AUGAGUAAAACUCCAAUAUCAUCACCAAAAAUUCCUCCUCAGGAGAUGUUACCUUCAACACCUCCAUCAAAUAAGAAGGGUAGAUUGAGUUCGAUGGCAACUCCCGAAAAGGAUACUUCAAUGCCAUUUACUCCAUCUUUGAAAAGGAACAGUAGGAAUUUAGGUACUAUUGAACAAUCGCCAUAUGGACUUUUAAAAACUCCUAAAUUAGAUAGUGAUGAUGAAGAUAUAGGAGCCAGUGGAGGUUCUAAGCGUAGUAGUCGAUAUAAAUUUCCCAGAACUCCUAAUUAUUUCCUGCCAGGGAAGAAAUUAUUCGAUGAUGAAAAGGAGAAAGAAAAAGAUAAAGAACGGGAAGAUAUAAAUAACAUAACAUUACAAUUAAAAGGGAAAUUAACCAAUGCAUUAGAGAAAUUGAAUCAGAAAGACAUUAAGAAAUCGAAAUUUGAAUUCACAGAAUUAACAUUUAACAUAUCGCCGACUAGAAAGAAAGACCAUGACAAUCCCCAAUUUAAUGAUUAUUUGAAGAAAGCUAACUUGAAUUUACAAAAUAUGACAAAUUUCGAUAAUCAAUCGUCAAUACUUAAUAAAUCCGUUGAAUUACAAAGUUCUCCAGUGAUUAAAGAGGAAAGAGAUAUCGAAAUACCCCUUGAAAAUAGUGCUCAUAAUGCAUUGAAAGCAACAAUCAAUCGUAAAUCUCAACAUGAAGAUCAAAUUAAACAUCAGGUACAGCAAAUGUCUAACAAACCUCCAUCAACACCCAAGAAGAUUAAUCUACCCCCAAUAAAUCCCAAGAAAAAUAAUGAACAAGAUGCUGCUUAUUCUUUAAUGUCAUUAUCAUCACCCCAACAAAUCAAAUUUUCUCAUAGUAGAAAUCAAAGUUUAUCCAGUCCACAAUCAAAUAACGGUUUAGUCAAUGACUCCGUAACUUUACCUCCUUUAUCACCUACAAAACAAUUGGUUAGUUUACCACCCAUAUCAGGAUUAAUAAAGAACGAUGAUGAAACCGAUAUCGAAGAAGAUAGUGAUUAA
Messenger RNA from Yamadazyma jaroonii, 1029 nucleotides. Lineage: Eukaryota; Fungi; Ascomycota; Pichiomycetes; Serinales; Debaryomycetaceae. The record is from the annotation of a GenBank genome assembly.